Molecule: messenger RNA, 11927 nt
Organism: Aricia agestis (brown argus)
Lineage: Eukaryota; Metazoa; Arthropoda; Insecta; Lepidoptera; Lycaenidae
Product: talin-2-like
Exons: 93
Coding region: 163-11364 (3733 amino acids)
Biological process (GO): cell-cell adhesion
Cellular component (GO): cytoskeleton; focal adhesion; plasma membrane
Molecular function (GO): integrin binding; actin filament binding
Source: RefSeq, a predicted model, not a curated record
GAAAGAGGUGCUAAACUCGUAACAUUAGCUUAUUGUGUCAUUGUUCGAAUAUUAAUAACAAGUUUAGAGUGAUAAGAGUGAGUCAGCCAGGAUAAAUCAUUCGUGAGUGUGAUUCAGAGCAAACUAUACGCGUUUUAUGAUCCUAGCUGCAUAUAACACAAGAUGGCGCCGCUGUCACUAAAGAUAGUGCUAGACGAGGGGGCGGUGACGCGGACGCUGAUGUUCGACACCACCACGCCGGUGCAGCAGGCCCACGAGCUAGUGAGGGAGAAGAUCCUCACGCUGGACCCAGACAGAGAAUACGGCUUCUUCCUGCAGUCCGCUGAUGACGAGUGGUCAGGCGUGUGGUUGGAGCCAGACCGGCGGCUGGAGUACUACAUGCUGCGGGACGGAGACUCUCUGCUGUACCUCCCCAAACACAGGAACCUCCGGCUCAGGAUGUUGGACGAUUCAGUAAAGACAGUGCAGAUUGAUGAGUCGAAGAAGGUGGGCGAUCUGAUGUUCUACAUCUGCAACAAGAUCGGCAUCGCCAACCACGAGGAGUAUGGCCUGUGUGACACUGAAGAACAGCAAAUGGAGGAGGCUAAAACAGGUACCCUGAGCAGACCAGCAACAGGCACACUCACGUUGAAAAGAGGAGCGCCCCGGGAGAAAGACGCUGAGCUGCAGCACCUUAUCAAGAAGUUCAAGACAGAUAAUAAUGUGGAAUGGCUGGACCAACACAAGACGCUGCGGGAGCUGCGAAUAGACCCGAAGAAGACGCUGCUGCUGAAGAGAAGACUGUUCUACUCCGACCGCAACGUGGACUCCCGUGAUCCGCUCCAACUGAACCUCCUGUACGUCCAGACCAGGGACGCUAUACUGGAUGGAGCACAUGUCGUCACAGAAGAUAAAGCGGUGGAGUUCGCCGGGCUGCAGUGUCAGAUACAAUACGGAGAUUACCAGGAGGAGAAGCACAAACCGGGUUUUAUUGAAAACCUCAAAGAGUUCCUGCCGGCUGACUUCACGGGAUCAUGGGGUGUGGAGAAGAAGAUCUACCGCGAGCACCGCAAACACGCCGGCCUCUCGCCGCUCGACGCCAAGCAGCUGUACGUGAAGCUCGCCCGCAGCCUGCCCACGUACGGCGUCACCUUCUUCGUUGUUAAGGAGAAGCAAAAAGGCAAGAAGAAACUCGUUCCACGCCUAUUGGGCAUCAACGCGGAGUCGAUCCUGCGUCUGGACGAGCAGACCAAGGAGAUCCUGCAGACCUGGCUGCUCACGCAGGUCAAGACGUACAAAGCCUCCACGGAGACUUUUACACUGAAUUUUGGAGACUACAGCGACAAGGAGUACGCGGUGAAGACGAACGAGAGUUACCGCAUCAAGGACAUCCUGGAGGGCUACAUCGACAUCAUCAGGCGGCGGCUCGCGGCGCCCACCACCACCGAGUACGUGGAGGGGGAACUCAUCAUAGAGGACAACGUUACACCAUCCAAGGGCAGCACUAUAACGAAUUAUUCGGCCAAGAAGAUAGAAACGCACUCCCUGGUUGGGCCCAGCCAAAUCGUAGCUGUCGAACAAGGUCAUAACGUGGGCAAAGGCACGAACGUAACGACGGUCCACCAGAUCAUCACCACCAUGGGCGCCGGACAGCACCAGCACGGCGUCGGUUCUCUUAACCACAGAUUUGUGGAGGAGCUUUCAGACGCGACCGGCAGAGCGCAGUUCGGCAAGAAGCUCAACUUCUUGAACUCGGAGUCUGUCAAGGCAGUCGUUUUGUUGUCAGAGCCAUCACAGGCGAAUAUUCAAAGCGUGCGAGAGAUCGCUCAAAGCAUGGACGACGUAUUGCCUGAUAUCAUCAAAGGUGUCAAAGAAAAUGCUGCUAAGCGUGAUGAGGCAGAGUCUCGGAAGAUACUCGCUGACUUGGACGAGCUGUACUCCUUCAUCACCAAGCUCUCUCAAGCUGUUAAAGACUGCGAUCCGAACGACGAAGAGAAGCUGAUGGCAGCACAGAAUGCAGCGAAGAAGAUAGCGGACCUCUCCACACAGAUAUACUUCUCGUGCGAUCCCAAAUCUAACGGAAGAAAACAGCUGUUACAGACCUCACGCAAGAGUUUCAUAGAGGACGAGAAGACGGUGGCUGCACUGCGGCGCGCGUCGUUCAUCACUGCGACGGACGGCGCGAGGCAGGCCGUGCAAGACGCGCAAGAAGAAUUGUAUGAGGAAUACAACGGUCCAAUGCCACAUGAACAUGAUAUUGAGCGUAUAGAAAACGACGCGACGCACAAACUUGGUAAACUCAACGCGGCGGUGGCACAUCUACUGAUAGCUCACGCAGAUCCUGACAAUGUAGAUUAUGAGAUGGCAGUGAAUUCAAUGAAGACAGUAAACGAGUACACACCGCAGUUGAUAAAUGAUGCAAAGGCUCUAGGUUCGGCCGAAAGUGAACCACAUAGAAACGAAUUACUGGACAAAAUACAAAAAUUAUUGGAUGAAAUGAAUAAUUUAUGCAGCCUCAUAGGAACCAACGAUACAAAUAAGAUGCAAGAAGCUGGCAACCAAUACGCAAAUACAUCGAAGAAACUGAUGUUCACGUUUGGCAAACGCAAACCAAGCCCGAAAGUAGACGAUAAAUGCGGCGAGAUCAAGGACCUUGUGAUGGCGGUGGGAGACGCGACUCAGCAGCUGCUGAGUAAAGUGCAGGAGCUGGGAGCGGAGGGCGACGACCCCGACUUCGAGCGCGUGGACAUCUGCGCCAGCAAGGUCGCGGACGCGGCGCAGGCGUUGCUGUCUUGUGCUGAGCUGACGUCGCAAUCAAUUAGUGAGCCGCACUGUCAGAGUGCUCUCACAGCGGCCAUCGAGAACUUGGCCUCAUCUUCUCAGAGCAUGUCUGCCGCCUGGAAGCCCAUGGUGGAGAAACCUGGCAACAGCAUCUAUGGCACGCAACUGGUCGAUCUAUCCUUGAAGCUCGCCAAGGUUCUAGAUAGCUUGAAGGACUCAUAUUCUAAUCUAAAUGGUCUCAUUGAAGAUGAUAUUGGGAUGACCGAUGUAGAGCCGCUAAAUGACGAUAAAAGACGCUUGAAGUUUAUAGCAUCUGUUUCACAUCUCAAAAAGGAUAUUGAUGAUGCUAGUCGAAAAUUAGAUAAACCCAACGAACCGACGAUAAGUGGUGCACCUGUUGUAAGUGUUAAGAGAUUAAAUCGAAGGCUCGCAGAUAAGUUAGCAGAGUUAAAUGCAUCAAUAGCAAAUUUGUUGCAAGCUACAGCAGAUCCUGAAAAUCAUGAUUUGGUUCUGGCUCAAAGUUCCAUUGAUAACAUCCGACAAUUGACUGCGGAAAUCAGUGAUGAGGCCAGGCUACUCAAUGGUAAUAUAAAUCCGGUGGCAUGGAGUGGACUAAAAGCAGAACUCAGUACAAUGUUUGAUGCGGUCAAUGAUAUAUGCGCUAAUGCUGCCGAAUAUGAUGGAGAGGGUUUGAACGACGCUGUUUCCAAAUAUGGAAAAGCAUCUUCUAAGCUCGUCAAAACAUGUCAUCCUGAAUCCUACGUUGCUCCAAACUCUAUUGUGGAACUAUCGAAAAAAGCCUGUGAUGAGACAUCGCAAAUGCUGAUCAAAGUGAAUGAUCUGGCGGAAAAAGUUGAUGUGGAAGAUGGAAACGUGCUGGAUGAGGCUGGAGCCAAACUCGCUGAUACCGCACAAGCUACAUUAAGAACUGCUGAGUUGACUGCACCGACCAUGAGUAACUCACAUUGCCGGCAAUCCAUGAUAUGUGCUUUGGACAGCCACGCAGCCGUUUCUAAGGAUUUAAAUAAUACGUGGCAAGACGUAUUCGUCAAACAACCCGAUGCUCCAAUGAAAGAAGACUUACAAAAUAAUUAUGAUCGUCUGCAAGAUCUUCUUAAUGACAUUCGAGAGAUAUGUUCAAAAGAAAUAGGUGAUCCAGAAAACGAGGCACAAAAAGAGAAGCAACGACUUAAAUUCCUAGCAUCCUUGUCAAAUGCUAAAAAUGCCAUCGGGGAUGCAACAAAAGACUUAGAAAAUGAAAUCAUUGAGGAUUAUGGACAUGAAGAUAAUAUGAAUGUUCAAGUGAUAAGACGAGGACUGGCGGAUAAACUGGCACAGUUGAAUGCAGCUUUAGCGUCACUUGUUCAAGCUUCGUCUGAUCCAAGUAAUCCAGACACUGAAUCAGCAAAGGUUGCUUCUGAGAACAUUCACAAAGUAGUGCCAGAUAUAGUUGAAGCAAUCAAACGCUUGCGUGGUAGUAUGGAUGAUAAAGAGUACAAAGCUAUUACUGAAGACCUGAAGACUAUGCUUGAAGCUGCUCAGGAUGUUUGUGACCAUGAUGGAAAGGACUUACAAGAAGCUGUAUCUAAAUUGUCUAAAUCUUCGAGAAGAUUAAUAUUUACUUUCAAACCCGUGGUGAAAUCGAAGAAAGAGAAGCAGGUUCAAGAUUUAGCGAAUUCUGCAAGCGAGCAGACCGCAGCAAUGCUCUCAAAGGUCAACCAGCUGGCGGAGAGUGUCGGUGGAGACCUGGGGCAGGAGCUGGAUAUAGUCGGAGCUCAAGUGGCUGAUGCCGCCAAAGCAUUGAUCACCACUGCAAAAAUCACUGGACCAAGCAUAAAUGACGCUGAGUGCAAACAAUCACUAGCAUCUGCGGUUAACACGCAGUCAGCGUUAGUCAAAGACUUGGACAAUACUUUACAACCAGUAGUCCAGAAUCCUAAAUUCAAGCAUUAUAUGGAUGAUCUACUAUCAGAUUCACAAGGCAUACAAAACACACUAGAUAAAUUACGAAACUUGUGUCAAGCUGAUGAAGGUGAAGCAGAUGGUAUUUUGAAAUUAUCUGAUACGAUUAUCGAUCCGAAGCAACGCCUUGUAUUUACAACUGCAGUAUCGGUAGCAAAGAAUGCUGUUGAAAAUGCUCAAAAAGAUCUCGAAAAUAUUGAAAAAUCUGCUCCAUCAAAUCUGAGGGAAAAUGUACAGGAAAGAAAAUUGAGGCUGAAAGAUAAAUUAGCUCGCCUGAAUGCUGCAAUGGCAUCACUAGUAGACGCAUCUGCAGAUCCCAGUAACCCUGAUAUUAUGCAAGCAGAGAAUGCUAUUGAAGCUAUACGUAAAAUAGCCCCAGAUUUAAUCGAAGAUGCCAAAGCGCUACACGGCAAUGUUGACGGCAGAACUUGGCAAGCGAUUGUUAAGAAUCUCAAAUCCGCCUUAGAAGCAACCGAUGAUUUAUGUGGCAGCCAAAACACUGAGAAUAUCAACGAUGUACUCAACAAAUUUUCUGCGGCUACCGGCAAUCUGUCUCAUGUCUUGGACCCCAAAGCUAGUACCGACAGUGAAAAGAAGUUAUUGGACUUAUCCAGACAAGCAUGUGAAAGCACGUCAGUUAUGUUGUCGAAAGUGUAUGAGCUAGCAGGAGAGGUUAAGGAUGAAGAUGCACAGUUGCUGGACAAUGCUGGAGCUAGGGUGGCAAAUGCUGCACAAGCACUUUUAAAUGUCGCAGAGAUCUCCGCACCAUCUAUAAAUGAUCCUAAAUGUCAAGCGUCUGUGUCAUCAGCUGUAGAUAGAGAAAUUUUACUAGCCAAUAAUCUGAACGAUGUUUGGAAACCAAUCGUGCAAACACCGCAACACAGUAAACAUAAAGAUGGUCUGCAGUAUAGCUCACAAGCUGUUCAAAAUACACUUGGAAAACUAAAGGAAUUAUGUCACGAAUUAGGAAAAGAUUCAGAACUUGAAGCGAAGCAGCAAAUGCUGCAAAAUGGUAUUCUUUCGGCUAAGAGCGUCGUAGAAGAUGCUUUAAAGACCUUAGAAGAUACAAAGGGUCAUCGGCCUGCCCCUGAUGCUAACGUAAGGCAACGCAAACGAGCACUGGCUGAUAAACUUGCGAAACUGAAUGCUGCGCUCGCUUCUCUCAUGCAAGCCACUGCAGAUGAAUCUAAUCCAAAUGUGGAACAAGCAGCUGAUGCUAUUGAAACUAUACAGAAGCUAGCUCCAGAAGUUGUCCAUGAUGUUAAAUGUCUUGACGGUCAAGUUGAUGAGAACUUCAUGAGAGCAAUCACCGGUGACCUCAAAGUUUUGCUUCAAGCAACUAGUGAUAUGUGUAAUAAAGCGGAAAAUAAGAACAUAAAUGAAAUUGUACAAAAACUUGGAAGAUCAUCUUCAAGGAUGAUGAAUAUGGUCAAUACUAAGACGAACGUAAAGAAAGAAAAGGAGAUAUCAGAUCUAGCUAGAGCGGCAUGUGAGCAGACAUCGUCCAUGCUUGUGAAAGUCUCCCCUCUGGCGGAGAGCGUUGGUGGCGAGGAAGGUCAGGCGCUGGACCAGGCUGGGGCGAGGCUGGUCGAUGCUGCACAACUACUGUUUUCUACGUCUAUACUAACAGCUCCAUCAAUAAAGGAUGUCAACUGUUCGAAUGCGUUAAUAGCAGCAGCAAAUAAUCAGUCGUCGCUUAUAAAAGAACUGGAGGACACAUGGAAACCCAUACUUGCUAAGAGCGAAAAUCGUCGUCACAAAGAUGGUCUGGACAGAGAGGCGGCGAUGAUACAAAACACCUUAGAUAGAUUAAAAGAAUUAUUGCACGAUGAACAAAAUCAGCAAAUUUUGUCCAAUCCAGAGUUAGAAGUUUCUCAAGCUAAAGAAAAUAUCGUCAAGUCAGAAGCACUUCUAAAUGAAAAACUUAAAAAAAUGCCGAAGAGUGAUCCAAGUAGGACAAACGGACAGGCUAUAGAUGAUCCAAAAACGGCACCGCAGAGGCUUUUGUUGAUGAAAAAACUCGCGCAACUUAACGACGCAAUGGCACAACUGGUCGAAGCAUACAAGAUAUCAGACGAUGAGGAACUGGAUCAUAAAACUGCUCAAGAAGCUAUAACAAAACUAGGAAAUUUGACGCAAGAUGUUGUGAAGGACAUCAUUGCUCUUGAAGAAAAAGCGGAUGGUGACUGUAGUCAGCUAUUAGAAGAGGCCAGAGAACUUUGUAAGGCUAGUGAAAACCUGUGUUCAAGAGUAGAAGACAAUGAUGUUGAUGGAAUCAACAAGGCGGCUAUGGACUACGCCGGACACGCUCAUAAACUACGAUUCAUGUUCAGUCCGCAAACAAAUCCUGCUCAAAUCAAUCAGAUCCUAGAGUCAUCGAAGUCGAUCUGCGAGAGGACGUCGCUCAUGCUGUCCCGAGUGUCGAGACUCGCCGACCUGGUAGACCCGGCCACCAGCAACAAGCUGCACAUCUCCGGAGCGGCAGUGGGAGACACGGCCCAGAAGCUGCUUACCACUGCUCAGAUAACUGCUUCAUCAAUUAACGAUGAGAGCUGCAAGUCCAGGUUGAUAUCUUCAGCUGAUAGACUGCUGGCUUCUAGCCAGGAGAUGGGAAAGGUGUGGAAGCCGUUGGUCCAGAACGAGGUGUGCUAUCCGAUAGGUCAACAGUUGUACAAGGAUCAGGAUUGUAUACAGAUUGGUAUUAACCAGUUAAAGACGGCAUGCGAAAAAACAGCUGGUCCAGAAAUUCCGAAACAAAAGCCGGUGAUCCCAGAAAGAUUGGUGAUUGAGGAUUGUCCUCUGAAACAAAUGGCCAGAAAAAUUUUGUCUACUGUACAGGGCAAAAGUAAGUCUGCCAAUAUUUCACCCCAAGAGCAAGCACUGUAUGCUGAUUUUUGCAAUAAAUUAGAGGACGCCAUUAAAACUUUUGACACAGCGAACGCAAAAUGCCGCAAUCAGCCAACUGAUGCAAACAGGAGAAGAGACUUAGAGUCAGCUAUAAUGAAAUUACAACAAAUGUGCCUGUUCUCCAAAGAUCCAGGCGGUGAAGAGAGUUAUAUCGUAGACUUAACAAAUUAUGUAAGCAAUGUUACAUCCGCUGCAGAAGAUGUAGUAAAAUCAUCUAGUAAAGUCACACCAUUUACUACUGACGUAAAGAAAGUAAAAGAUGAAUCUCAGAAGAUUGUGAAUGAAGCAGAUAACUCACUGAAAGCAUUUGAUGUGGAAUCAGCAGAAAUAACUGACGACAUGCUGAAAUAUGACUUGUUUGGUAAAUCAUGCGAAGAUCGAGUCAAGGUUAUGACUGAGGCUGCUUUCGAGAUACCAGACAGCAAGCGGAAGAUUGAGUUACAGGAAAAGAUACAGAAUUUGGCGGAAAAUAUAGAUCUACUGAGGUUUGCAUCAAAGUGCAAUCUAUCAAGCGCUAUGGGAAUAUCUGUUGACGAGACGUUGGACAACCUCACAGACAUUGAGAAGCAUAUAGAAGACAUCAUUACUUCCAUAUCAGGAAUUGCUGAAGGACGGGAGGGAGACGCGAAAGAGAUGAUAGUGGACGCGCAAGAGGCUCUAGUAUCAUCAUUGGUGUCUUCAGACAACAUUCCAAAAGCCUUUGCAGAGUACGCUCUACAGAUGAGGAGUGCGGUACAACCCGAUGACAGGUACAAACGUAAACUGAAGGAUCAUCUCAAGAGACUGGCUGAUCUGCUAAAGUCUCAAGUAGCGGUGAGGGGUAGGAUGGUGAACACAUGGCAGGAUAUUGAUGGGCCAGAAACAACGGCCAUCACAGAUAAGAUCAUCCAGGAGCUGGACAGUUUCAACACACUCGACGGUGAUACGAAGCCGGAGGACUCAUUGGCCGCCAGCAACGAAUUCAAGAACCUACUGAUGGCCAAGAGCAACAGGAUUAGCGGAAAUAAUGAGGAUCUGCUCGAGAAGUUCCGUAAGCAGGUGAACAAGGUGAGCAUCGACGCCAACACGCUGGUGCUGAGCUGCCACCAGCCGGACUCGCUCGGCCGCUGCCUCAACCUCGUCUCCGAGUCCGCCGCCGCCGCCGCUGCCACCGCCAGGUCGAUUAGGACUGAGAAUCCGAUGACCGAGAAGCAAAUACAGGACGCGGCGCAGAACAUGUGCAAAGCGACGUACAGAACAGUGAAGGUGGCGCAGUCGCUUCAGCGUACUGAAAACAAAGCGGAUGCAAGACGAAGACUCCAAGAUGCGUGUAAACAACUCAAUGAAGCUAUCAACAGACUUGUCCGUACGGUGUCGGCGGGCGGCAAGGAGCGGGGGGACGACGAGGUGUCCCGCAACCUCCACAUGCAGGGCGCCUUCCUGCGCGCGCGCCUGCCCUCCAACACGCUCGGCUACAGGGACUGCCUGGAGGCGCUGCAGAACCAGCACGACAUCAUACAGAAACUGGGAAGCAACGAGAAGAUGACGAAGGCGGAACGGACGGAGUCCCUGAACUACAUCACCUCCGCCAUAUGCAACGCCACGGAGUACGCCACACAGACCGCUUACUUGUUGUCUUUAUCGAAGCAUGACCGAAAUGUCAUAGAGCACGGGCUGGCUGACGUCAACCGUCUGAAGAAAAUAACUGCGAACCUCCGCGCUGAAUGUAUGAAGAUGCUGUACUGUGGGGACGCUGAACAGAUUAAACAUAUAAAGUCUGAAAUCAGUAAGCAAGCAGACGCUCUACAGAAAGGUCUUGAAGAUGAUAACGAGAAAAUACAAGAAACACUUAGACCUGUUCUGAGCGAAGACAUGAAGAUGUUACAAGCUGCUGUGAAUGAACUACAAAAUACGAUUGACAGCAAUGAUAAUAAUAACAUGGGAUCAAGGAUUAAAGGAAUAUGUAAAGUGAUAGAUGGCAGUAACAGAAUAAAUGCAAGCAUUGAGAAGAUUAUCGAACCUCAGGUCUCUAAUCAAUCUCAAGGCUCCAGUCAGGAUAUUAUUGAUAAUACUAGGGACUUGGUGACAAAGACGUCUGCGUUGAUCAAGAAAGCCUCGUCAUCAGAUGACGACGUCAUGACGUGGGUGGUGUUCGGCGGACCGGAUGUCAUGAAGACCUUCGACAAAUUGGUGCAGUGUGUCAGGCAAAAGGGGGUAGAUGCUGAUUUGAUUGCUUCAGCGAAACAAGAGGAGGGCCCAUUGAAGAGUUAUAUAGAGACACAAAUCGACCUCGCCAAGAAAUGGUUGCAGCGACCUGCUUCAAAGCCCGAAGUUAAAGAAGCAGGCAUCAAAGCCAUCAAUUAUACUAUCGAGAUAGCUGAUAAGGUGACAGAAGAUCUGAAUGAACCUGAGAAAGAAGACAUGAAGCAGGUGGUAGCUGAGAGCAAACAGUUGCUGGCCGAGUGCACACAGAAGUACAACAGUGAGAAAGCCAGUCUAUUACUGGAAAGGCUGAAAGAACUGAGGAAGAUGUUGGAACGUGGCGUAGUGACGCGAGUUGUGGAGGACUUCCUACACGAUGACCACUUACUUGAUAUGGAGACUAUGGUGGCUAAGGAAAAGGACGCGAGCAGACGCAAGUUCAUCCUGGAGCGUAAGCUGGCGGAGCUGCAGGCGCAGCUGGGGAAGGUGGCGCAGACCGGCCGCCUGGUCGCCGACACCGGCUGCCUGCAGAGCAGGAGGGACCUGCUGGACACUACACACAAGGUGGAACUCCUCGCGCCGUCGCUGGUGAAGGCCACACAGGAACGACUAGAGUCACCAGAAGACAAAGAGGCGGUAGAGAAGUACAUGCUGCUGGUGGAGCAGUACGCGCAGAUGAUCGCGUCCAUGCGAGACUUGUGCGACAGCGCCGUCGAUCCCAUAGACUUCGUGCAAGCUGCUGGGGAGACCAUGCAGAGGAUAAAGGAGGAUGCUAGUAACGAUCCAAACACCGGUAAAAUUACAUCGAGGAUGAUUUUAAGGCUAGGCAACCGUGUAGUAGACGCUGGCAUGAACUCGGCUGAAAGACAAAAGGAUCCGGAAAUGCAGACUACGCUGACCAUCAUCAAGAAAACCAUUGAACUUCCUAAAGCAGAUGCACAGGAGACGCAAGACGAUUGGAAGGCUAUAUUUGCUGAGAUACUGAAAAAGACGAGUCAAGUGGAAUCAGUCCUGGGAGGAGAGGGGAUCUUCAACCGCGAGCCCGAGCCCGACCAGCCCAUAUUUGCGGCGGCGUUGGACCUGCACGCGGCAGUGCGGGAGUGGUCGGCGCGAGACAACGACAUCGUGGGCCUCGCCAAACGCAUGGCCGUGCUCAUGGCCAAACUGUCGCGUAGCAUGGAGACUGACGACACGCGGUCCCUGCUGUCGACGUCGAAGGAGAUAGUGAGCGGCGCAGAGGAGGUCGCAGCGCUCGCCCGGAAACUCGCGCUCGAGUGCACCGACAUGAGGAUACGGACCAAUCUGCUGCAAGUGUGCGACAAGAUCCCCACGAUCGGCGGGCAGUUGAAGAUUCUCACCACCGUCAAGGGAUCCUCGCUAGGUCAUCAAGGUAGCUUCGAGGACCAGGAGGCGAUGAACAUGUUGGUGUGCAACGCGCAAAAUCUCAUGAAGAGUAUUCAGGAGGUAGUAGCGGCGGCGGCGAGCGCGUCCGUCAAGAUCAACUCGCAACGCGGACGACGCAUCAAGUGGGUGCGGCGCCGCAACUACUACUGAUCAGGCGAUCGCGCCGCUCGUUCAGCAAAACACGCAUCAGUAGUAACGGUCAAAUGGUGAAAAGCUAGAGGGAAUAAUUCUUAGAACACUCAAUUAUUGGCGCUUUAGUACUUCGAUCGCAGAUUCCAGGAAAUGCUUUUACGUAUUCUAUUGAUGUUGCGAUCACCGGUGCUCUUAUGGGGCUUGAAGAAUUAACAGUUGUUGUUAUUCUAAAUACUCACAUACGGUUUUGCUCGAUUGAGCAAUAACGCAAGCAAAACCCGCAGCUCAGAUUUUCGUCCACACAUUCAGCAUUGCUCGAUAGUUUCACUCUAAAUCGAUACAUUUGAUUCCAUCAAGCUGGCUCGAUGUGAGCCUUCAAGCUAUGAGUUUUGCGGUCCACACAGUAAUUAAUACUCGAUUUGGAGUAAAACUAUCGAGCAAAACCGCAUGUGAGUACUUAGCAUCAGAAGAUUUUGUGUAUUAUUGGGGUUUCUAGUAUUUUGUAACAAUAACCUAAGGUGCCAAUAAUAUGACUGUCAAUGAUUUGGUAGUAUGCUUACUAAGAGAAUAUGACAACUGUG